GGCUCGGCGCGCGGGCGGCGGCACCUGCGGGCCGCGCCGUGAGGGGCCGUGCGGGGCGGCCGGCGCGGAGGGGAGCGGGGCCGCGGCCCGGAUGUAGCCGGCGCGGGAACAUGGCGCUGGGGGCGGCGUGACGGCGGCAGCCGAGACAUGUCUCAUGGGCCAGCUAUCAAGAGACACCCUGCUGCGCUGUGACGAAUGAAGGCGUUUUCAACCAUAAACAAGGAAACUUAUGCUCUGAUUGCAGCCAGCAGCAGAAGGUCCCCACCGAGAAGAUUUUUCCACCAUGUUCGGAAAGAAGAAGAAAAGGCUUGAAAUUUCUGGGCCCUCUAACUUUGAGCAUCGAGUUCACACUGGCUUUGACCACCGGGAGCAGAAGUUCACGGGACUGCCUCAGCAGUGGCAUAGCUUGCUGGCGGACACGGCCAACAGGCCGAAGCCUAUGGUGGAUCCCUCAUGCAUCACUCCUAUCCAGCUCGCGCCUAUGAAGACUAUUGUUAGAGGAAAUAAGCCUCGAAAGGAUACUUCGAUCAAUGGCCUGCUGGAAGAGUUUGACAAUAUCUCAGUGACACGAUCCAAUUCCCUGCGGAAGGAAAGUCCUCCCACCCACCACCAAGGAAACGCAAACCAUGUGCCGAGACACCAGGAGGAAAAUGGUUAUAUCACGUAUUCCCAGUACUCCAGCGAGUCAGACACUACAACGGACUAUGUCGUGGAAAAAUACCGAGACAAGACUCUUUACGGGGAAGAGCUGGACAGGUACUACAAAGGGAGUUACGCUGCCAAGCAGAACGGGCACAUGAUGAAGGUGGCUUCGCGGGAUGUGUAUUAUUCUGAAGUGACGCCCCUGCAGUCAGACCUUUCCAGGUUCCUCCCAGAUUAUCACGCACACCUGGAAACAAAGCCCAAACCGCUGGAAUAUGGUGGCCUAAAGCUGGAGUAUCAGCGGAUCCCCAGCGGAUCCUCCCUGGACUAUAGAGAUCCCUUUCCUUACACCCCGUCCCGAGCAUCGGUGCAGAGCGAAUGCCCCAAGGAGAGGCUGGAGUACAGCGACUGGGGACACGGCCUGGGCAGGGAUGACUACGACAAGCGGCCGAAGUCAUCCUACGUGGACCCAGCGAGCCCUCAGCCAGCGAUGAGGCAGAGGUCCAGGUCAGGCUCCGGUCUGCAGGAGCCGGCCAUGCCCUACGGAGCAAGCGCGUUUAAAGCACACCAGCAAGGACAUUCCUACAGCUCUUACACCUACCCCCGCUUGUCUGAAACUGCAGCAGGCAUCCCCAAGGUGGAUUAUGAUCGAGCACAGCUGGUUGUCAGCCCACCGCUCUCUGGAUCAGACACCUACCCCAGGGGCCCUGUGAAGCUACCUCAAAGUCAGAGCAAAGUCAGCUAUUCAAGCAGCAGCUACCAGUACCCUCUGGUCUACCACAAAGCGUCCCACUAUCACCAGCCGUCUCUCCAGCCCAGCUCUCCCUACAUUUCCACCGCCUCCUACCCCAGCUCUCCAAGUAUCACGUCAAGUGCUUAUCCUCCACCCAGCUGGGGAUCCUCCUCGGACCAGCAGCCCUCCAGGGUGUCCCAUGAACAGUUCAGAGCUGCCCUGCAGCUUGUGGUCAGCCCUGGUGACCCCCGGGAGUACUUGGACAACUUCAUCAAGAUCGGGGAGGGCUCUACGGGGAUUGUCUGCAUCGCCACCGAGAAGCACACAGGGAAGCAAGUCGCCGUGAAGAAGAUGGAUCUCAGGAAACAGCAGAGAAGGGAGCUGCUUUUUAAUGAGGUUGUAAUCAUGAGAGAUUACCAUCAUGAAAACGUGGUUGACAUGUACAACAGUUACCUUGUUGGUGACGAGCUGUGGGUUGUGAUGGAGUUUCUGGAGGGCGGCGCUUUGACAGAUAUCGUGACUCACACAAGGAUGAACGAGGAGCAGAUAGCGACCGUCUGCCUGUCCGUCCUGAGAGCCCUGUCCUACCUGCACAACCAAGGCGUCAUCCACCGCGACAUCAAAAGCGACUCCAUCCUUCUCACGAGCGACGGGAGGAUAAAAUUGUCCGACUUUGGGUUCUGUGCCCAAGUGUCCAAGGAGGUCCCCAGGAGGAAGUCGCUCGUUGGGACACCGUACUGGAUGGCACCAGAGGUGAUAUCCCGCCUGCCCUACGGCACCGAGGUGGAUAUCUGGUCCCUGGGCAUCAUGGUGAUAGAGAUGAUAGACGGGGAGCCUCCCUACUUCAACGAGCCGCCGCUGCAGGCCAUGCGCCGAAUCCGGGACAACUUGCCACCCCGCGUGAAGGACAUGCACAAGGUCUCCUCGGUCCUCCGGGGCUUCUUGGACUCGAUGCUGGUGCGGGAGCCCUCACAAAGAGCCACAGCACCAGAACUGUUGAGACACCCGUUUCUUAAACUGGCUGGGCCCCCUUCUUGCAUCGUGCCCCUCAUGAGGCAGCACAGGCAUCGCUGAAGCCGGUGACUUCUCGGAGGAUGUCAGUGCAGAGUCUGGAUAACGGCCACGCAGGAAUCCCAGCAGCUGCGUGGGAACCGCAGGCAGAGUUGCAGAGGAAACCCAGCCCUGCGGGAAUAAUGCGGUGUAUAAAAACCCACGGAGGUGCCCUUGGGGGCUGCGAGGGACCGGGGAGCGAUCCUGGCCACAGCUCGGUGGCCAUGCUCCGCCGUGGGCCGUCGCUCCCCAGUGCUGUUGUCUUCUCAGCCAUCUAGGCAGAAGGCGCCAAAUGCAAACAAGGUUGGAAAGAUAAUUAGUAGAGGAUAGCACAACCAGAGUGAAACACCAGAAUUUUAUUGCAGGCUACAGCACUUCUGUUUCAGAACACUUUUCUGACAAAAAAAAAGCACUUUUUAUCUCAGUCAUAGCAGCGCAAUGUAUUUUGCAACAAAUUUGUAAUUUUCUGUACAGUACAUUUUGAUAAUUUGCAGUACUUUGUCAUGUAACUGUUGUGUUAGUUGAAGUAAUAAGUGUAACUUAGCAAGAAUUUGAGAAGCUAAAUUUUCCUACUUUUUUAACCCUUUUGAAAAGAGAAAAAAAAAAACCAACACACCUUGAGUGAGUUAGAAGGUGUUGCAGAUUUUCCAUCGGGGGUGAGGAGAGCACUCAUCCCACCGUCACAGCAGCCCGAGGAGCCAUCGCUGCCUGUCUGUGGGAGCACGGGCCCUCUGGCCGUGGGCACUCGCCCUCUCGCCGCUACCGGUGGCAAUCAGAGCUGCUGCUGAAUGGUGGCGGUCAUCAGGGUCUCCCUGCCCGUCGCUCCAGCGGUGGGAGCUAACGCACCUGGCGUACCUUUGCGCAAGGGUCACCCUCUCGUGCCAUGGUGGUCCCAUCGCUUUAUGACACCACCAGGCCCGUUUGUUAUCACAGAAACCUCCGUUAUUUCUGUCACGCUCUGGAAGUGGAAAGGAAGGGCAGGAGUCCGUCUGCCCGCCCGCCCGCCCGCCCGGCGGGUUCCUCCAGGGCUCAGACAGACCGUUGUGACGCGUUACGAGAUGUUUGCCAUAGAGAAGAAGUCGUGCUGCUGUCUAGACCUUUUUGAAUGUUGAUGCAACAGUUGACUACUACGGUGCAAUUUUGUGUUCUUUGUUGGAUGACUCUGCAUGUUAACUGUAGGCCUAAAUAGAUUUGCCUUUAAAAUUUUUAGAAGUGCUUCAUAAUUAUUUCAAUUAUAAAUGGGUAUUAUUUAUUAAUGAUUAGUUCUUUUUAAUUAUGUAUAAUACAAAAGCCAUGUUUUUCAAGGGUUUGGUUUUUUUCUUACUGACCUCAUUUUACAAUAUUAUUAAGAAAUGCAAAGCCAAUUUUGUGAAAACACAGUUUCUUUCUUACUAUGGAAUUUCAUAGUGAAUAAAUUAAUUUUUAUUUAUUGUAGUAAAUUAUAAACAAACAUCUAAAUCUGGCAGGAGCUGUUUCUUGUAGAUCUUCCUCCAGGACAAAAAGAGUUGCCAAUAGGAAAGAAGCUCCUUUAGUACUGCCCUUAAAAAAAGUUAAAGAAUAUUUGAAGGGAGGGAAACUCACAGAAAGGAAAGAGGAGAUAAAUACAAAGUCAGAAUAGAAUAAAUGUUCUUACAUCUGUGUGUCUUACUCCCCACUGCUUUCUCUUCUUAACUCUGUUUGCACAUACUGAGAAGACACUAAAGCAAAUACGUUUGCUCCCGCCGCCCCACCACGAACACUCUCCCGGUACCCACCCGCUGAAACCUGGCAGCACCCACCGUGUCCUAAGGUGUUUCUAUUUUGUAGUCUUGACAACUCAGGAAAACAGGCUGCACCAGUAAAGGCAAUGACACACAGGCAAAGCUGUAAUACUAGCCACUAAAUAAAGGAAACUUUUUUAACCAUCUUUGAAUAAAAAAGGGGUUGGGGUUGGUGGGGUUUUUUCUUCAAGAUUCAGCACAUUUUAGGCUGUACAAGUGAAGAAUUUUCUGCAACUUUCUUAUCAUUAGAUACUUUAAACUGUAUUCAUCAAGUUUACUGAAAGUUUUGUCAAUUUCAAAGGGUUUUUUUGUGAACACCAACUACUGGUGAGACAAAUGCACAUGCAAGUUAAAUAAAUUAAUUAAUAAACUCUUUAAUUCUCAGUGUGUUUUUUUCCCCCAUGCCUUGCUUUUAUUUUCUAUUUGAUUGAGUCGUACAGUAUUGGACCAAGCAAAUAAAAAGAAAAAAAGGGUCUUUGUCUAGAAUGUGCGCUAUAAACACACAUACAAAAACAUAUAUAUAUAUACACACAUAUAUAUAUUGAUUUAAAAGUCAGUGGCCAUGUCUGCGUUGAAAGGCAGCGGCUCAGCCCUGGUUCCUUCCUGCUCAUCACAGCCGUGCCCUGACUCUGGGUGGGGAGCGGCUGGGAAAGCCCAGCCCCAGCGGAGGUCGCAGGGGAUGAGCACCAGCCCCCUGAGGGCUUGGGGUUAGGAAAGCCACUGGAUCAAAAAUAAAACCUGUGCCAGCCCACCAGCCAUGGGAAGCUGAUUUCAGGUGUCAUGCCUGUAUGGGCAGGAAAAAGCAGGUUGUUCUGUACUUUUUGAUUGUAUUUAUUAGUUUAAGAUACUGGAAGAUAGAGCUGUCCAGCUAUCAUUUCCCAAAUUACAAAAGUAGGAAUAAGACCUCAAAAAAGAGCGUCUCAGUGUCAAUAGUAUUUUCUCCUGGUUGACAGCACAAUCACUGCAUAAACACCUAUGAUGAGCUAUGGGAGUGUGGCAAAACCAGGCAGCCUGUGAGCUAAAACCCCUAAACACAGCGCACACAAAAAUAAAUCCCAAAGUGAGGGGAAAACAGAGGGAAAUAAUCAUUCAAAUCUAUAUCAUCAGCCUUUGUGAACACCUUGACACUGGACACUAAUUUUGUUCCUCCCUGUGACCUUCCCACCUCCAGAUGAGACCAGUCCUGGAGCACCCGUUUGUCAUUCACCAGCCGUUUCCUCCAUCACUAUCACUUUGUGGGUUGCACAGACUUGCCCUUGUUGGGCAUCUCAGCAAAAACAUACACUCUUUUUAGGUUUUUUUUAGAUACCAGAUGUUGGGAGCAUCCAUUCACCCAGAAAAGGUCUUAAGCUGCUGCACCAGCUGAGGCUGACCCCGCGUACGGCCAGUUACUCCAAUGCAUCUGUUCUGCCUGUCGCUAAGGAACGAUGGCUUCCGAGGUCACCGGCUCUAAAAGUAUUCACAAAUACUUGUAAUUUUAGUACCAGAGGCCAGGGCAUUUACUGGCUAUGUAACUCCCCUCCUCAGCAAUACAUUGAUAAUUUCUAAUUAAAGUUCUAAUCGUAAGUACUGUGUAAGUCAUUAAGAGCUGCUUUAGUAAGUGCUUAAUUAUUACAGGUCCUUACAGAGCUCAGUAGGGUGAUAAGUUUCUUAUAUUUACACUCCUUCUACUAGUGUUCAUAAACAUCUAAAAAGCAAAGCAUUCCAGGUUUGCAGCUAUCUCAUAAUAAGCCGUCAAUGAAUGAAAGCUAAAUAUAAAAUUAAAUCACAAUAAAAGUGCUGCCAUCCUCAAGAUGCCACUGUAGUUUGAUGGGCAGGAGCAAAGCUGGAUGGCUUUUUUAACCUCUCAUAAAUAAAUUUUCAAAAAUGGAAAAUUCAGACCAAAUUCAGUUAAUAGUGUUAACAAAAGGAUGGAAAGAAUUAAAAGAUUCAAAGGGGUUUCUUUCAAAAUCUUAACUUUAAACAAGAUACAUCAGUCUGGAGCACAAUGCAAACUGUCACGGAGCUAAAAUUGUUUCUAUUUUCUUUCUUCCCAAAGAGAAAAAAACCAUUUCAGUCCAUCAAAAAAAAUCAUUUUCUAUCUUAAUUUAGAAAAAUCAAGAAACUCCUAUAUUCACGCACCUCUGUUCCUGAUAGCUCACAGACACUUUCACCCUGAAGGUGCUGCUGAGCGCUGCCGACAGGAAACCUCCACCAUCUGGCAUGAAAAGCUGAAAAAGUUCUUACAGUCCAUGGGCACAGGGCUGUGAGGGCUGCACCAGCCUUGGGGGCUGUCCUCUCGUCAGAUGGCCAGUGCCACCACCUCAGCGCAUUGGCUAGUGCUCAUGCAUUGGGAUCCGUCAAGGACAGUCUCCUGCGAGCGGUGAAGACGAGGUUUUCCUUGGGCAUCUCUGCUAUGACAGCCCUUAAAAGGUCACUGCAGGUUUAAUUAAAAUUAGUUUGCCGAAUCAACCAUAAAUGAGCAUUUUUUUCAUCUGAAAUACAUGUAGAUGUUCGAGCGCGUCUCCUUGUUAGACCAGGCAGAUCCUGCUCACUUUCUGCAGCUGGGGAAGCAACACCACGAAGCUACCAACAGCUUUCCUUGAACAAGAUACACCAAAUUCCCAACUGCUCCAAAAACAGCCUGGAGAUAACAUUCGGCCAGUAGCUCCAGCCCCUGGCCACUGCCUCUCCUGAGAGUGACACAGCCAAGUCCCACAUUUUAUUGCCUUUAAACAGCCCCAAGCAAACCCCGAACUGUAGCUUCCAAGGGAGGCUAAGAAAGUAAACACAGCCCAUGAAAUGCUGCAAGGGUGCAGAGCGGUGGGUUUGCCACCUUCUGCUCUGGUUUUGAGAAGUAUCUGUCAAUCCUCACCGGCCGUGGACAAUCCUUCCUGCCUCCAAAGCCACUCUGCAAAAUAAGUAUGAUUUCUGUGGGAUACAAGGACCUAUAACGCAAAUGGGACUGCCAGCAAUGGCUUGUGUGAGGAGCCAUCACACCAGGUAAAAGCAGGAGGUGGAGAGGAAGCAGCAUAAAGGCUUUGCACGGUUGUGUAUUUUUAAAUGCUUUGCACCUACCCUGCCCCUGCCAGCGGCCAUGCACUGGCCUUAGUACGAGGCUGGACGCACCCAGGGCUCAUGGCAAGCAGCUGAGCCAUGCAAGUCCACUACUGGUCCGGCCAUCCCUUCAGGGAGUUAAAAACCAGAGAGGGGAGAGGCAUCAGAAAUCAAAAACUUAUAAAAACACUGCAAUGUGCAUUUCCUUACCUCGGUAAAGCUACUACUAAAGGCAAGUGAAAGGGAAGAAUCUCUUAUAUGUCACCCAUUUAAAAUUUCCAUAUCUAAGUGGACACACGACUAAUUCAGGUUUCUCAAGGGAAAAGAAAAAAGGGAUAGGUGCUGAUGAAUGUGAAAAGGAGGAGGGAAAAAGCCCUAAUGGGCUCUCCUAGAGAAACAGAUGGCACAGGGGAAAACCAGGACCCUCUUCCUUGUUUCCAGCCACAAAGUUCUUCUCUCCCCCCAUUUUUCAGAGACAAUGCCCCAACUCUUUUGUAUCUUAAUUAUAGUCAACUGAACCAGCAGAAAUUGCUCCUAUUGACACCAAAGACUUGCAGCUCCCUGGGAGGGAAUCGGUCAGGUGGGGAGUGAGUCUGAGGUGUCUCCAGUGGGGUGCAAUUUCCAUCCCCAUCCUGCCACCGUGUCCUGCCCCAGUGCUGCUCACCCGCACCACCGUGCCAUCCCAAUGGCUCCUGCAGCUGCCAUGCCAAAAUGUGCUAUUCAGAAGAUAAAUGACAACAGAGGGGCUCCUGUGGCAUCUGCAGUUCCGCUGUUUCCUUCCUUUUUUUUUUUUUUUGUGAUGUCAAAUGCAGGAGCAGAUGUUGCAGGCUGAUGGGAGCUGGCUGGGAGAGCCUUUCUGGCUGGAGGGCAGACAAGAGCAAGGCAGGACAAAGCUGAUAACUACGGCCCCUCUCUAUUAAGGAUGAACCUUUAAUCCUUUUAUUCACCCUCCUGCUACCUAUAGUUUUUUCUGGCUGCCUCUAAAAGAACCUUUUUUUUAAAAAAAUAAUCAGCUCAUUGUAGGCAGUGGCACUUGGGUCAGCCUGAAGCCCGCCCAGAACACUUUUCACUGGAGUUGUAAAAGAAAAGGGCAAAGCCACAAGCAUCAUUAGUGCCAUAAUUUUGCUUCUUACAUCCAAAUGAGAAAACAAAAAGCCAAGCAUGACACAGAAACGAGACCAGGAAUAAGACAGGACUGAAGGAAGACUUGCUUGCAUCCACCUUCAUUUAAAAAAAAACACAUGAAUUUUGGAGGAGGCUGCAGUGUUAAAAAGCAGUUAAGUUUCUCCUCUUGCACUUCUCAACAUUGAAAUUACUGUCUUACUACGCUUAUUACCCUGUUUUAAGCUGAAAGAGGAGAGUCUGUACGAGGCCCUGUUUGGAUCAAAUCAGUUCAAGCACAAAGUAUUUCCCAUACCCUAAACGAACACGAGCUCUGGACCAACCCUUGCUGCAGGAACACUGGAGCCAAGGAACGGCAAAGGUUUCAGUGGGAACCAGACAAAGCCAGAGCCAAACGCACCACUGCCCACCAAACAUGUAAGAAAGCACCAGCCAAGAGAUUAGAACGAUAUUAGAAAUAACCAAUAAAUCACAGAAUACCAAGCCACCACCAUGUUUUCACCAAACCAUGUGCAUGCUAGAAUAAAUCCUACAUUUAACAUCCAUCCAGAUUAUGUAUUUUUGCACCAAUUCCAUUAGAUACCAUGGAGUUUAAAAAAGCAUUACAUCAUUUCAAAAUAAGAAGGCAAAUCAAGUAUUAUAUAUGUACAUGUUUUAAUUAAUUUUAAAAAUUGUCUACAUUUAAGGAUAGAUUUCAAGGGUUCCCUUAUAUUUUUUUCUGUUACAUUAGAUUAUACCUGAAUAAUCUGCAUAGUAACUUUAACAUUUCUGCUUUCUUUUUUAUUUUUUUUUCACUGUGAAAAUAUCAGUUGCAGGUAGCAAUGUAACAUCUCAACCACAAUCACAAUACGUGCAGGAUGUCCAGCCAGAAGCAUUUCUCAGUUGACUUGCAGUAGCAUGGCACUUUAUAAUUUGUUUAUCAAUACUUUUUUUUUUUUUUAAUUUUACUUCAGAUGUGCCUCAAGAAGCAAAAACAAACUUUCUUCAGUCAGUCUCAAGUGUGGGGUCAGCUCCUCAGCUGGCUGCAAUCUGCUCUAAUUUAUACCAGCUUGAGGUUCUGGCCUUUAAUUAUUAAUCUAAUUUUUUUUUCAAAACACACCUGUAUUGCCUUCAUGCUGUCCUUAACAUAAGUGCAAGCUUCAGGAAUGUGCUUUGAGUCCCUUCACUAGAGGACCUUAAUGAAGUCUGUGCAAUGGCUCCAUCCCCCAGCCCUGCUCCCUGCACGGACAUGAACGGAGAGGGCUGAACGCUGCAAGAGCGGCACAUUGGGGAGGUUAGAGUCUCUUGAGAUGGAAAAAAAGAAAAAAAGCUCCCCCC
This is a messenger RNA of Falco peregrinus (peregrine falcon), 9660 nucleotides long. It is a transcript of the gene PAK5, whose product is annotated as p21 (RAC1) activated kinase 5. Lineage: Eukaryota; Metazoa; Chordata; Aves; Falconiformes; Falconidae. The transcript has 11 exons. Gene Ontology annotation, biological process: apoptotic process; regulation of MAPK cascade; cytoskeleton organization. Gene Ontology annotation, cellular component: cytoplasm. Gene Ontology annotation, molecular function: ATP binding; protein serine/threonine kinase activity. The coding region runs from base 284 to 2449 and encodes 721 amino acids. The record is from RefSeq and is a predicted model, not a curated record.